Myxocyprinus asiaticus (Chinese sucker) is the source of this 2544-nucleotide messenger RNA. RefSeq names its product transmembrane serine protease 13a (gene tmprss13a). The transcript is spliced from 13 exons. The record is from RefSeq and is a predicted model, not a curated record. NCBI's taxonomy places the organism in Eukaryota, Metazoa, Chordata, Actinopteri, Cypriniformes, Catostomidae. Gene Ontology annotation, biological process: proteolysis. Gene Ontology annotation, molecular function: serine-type endopeptidase activity. Bases 112 to 1764 code for a protein of 550 amino acids. Gene Ontology annotation, cellular component: membrane.
AGGAAUAGAAAGAAGGGUCUAAUUUUAACUCUGGGACAGCAGAGACAGGUUGGAAUCCUGCCCACCCAAAAACAUACACACUUUGGAUCUUACCAUAGUGCUCACUCACUAAUGGCAGACAAUGACACGAAGGACCCUCCUCCACCAUACUACUCUGUGGCAGUGGAUUCACCACCCCCUCUCAUGACCUAUGAACAGGUGAUUCAUGAUGAUGUCACCAAGAAAACGGUACCGUACUAUGUUCAAAAGGAUCCGAAACAAGUAGCAGCCAUUAUCGUCACACAGCACACUGUCUCGCAUGCCAGUAGCAAGAAGCAGGAGUCUUGCGGACGGAGUGCCAAGUUUUAUGGUGGUUUGGCAGGUGUGCUUUUGCUGUUGGUACUCCUUGGAGUGGCCAUCUGGCUUGGAGUACAUUUUAGGCCCAAGGUGAUUUCAGUCCAGAAUGAAAGUAAUUGCAAGGGAAAUGAUUGCAACCAAGCAAAUGGACAUGAUAACGAACAUGGAAAUGAACAUGAAAAUGAACAUGAACAUGAAAAUGAACAUGAAAAUGAACAUGAACAUGGAAAUGAACAUGAAAAUGAACAUGAAAAUGAACAUGAACAUGGAAAUGAACAUGAAAAUGAACAUGAAAAUGAACAUGAACAUGAAGAAGGGCAUCGUGGGGACAUGAAGGUACCUGAAACCUGUUCAAACUUCUCAGUACCAUGUGACGCCAUCCAAGACUGCCAACAGUCUGACGAGACAAAUUGCGUGAGGUUUGGUGAUGGUGGAGUUUUGCAGGUCAAAACAGCUCAGGAUGGGCGAUUCCUGCCUGUGUGUUAUCAGGGCUCUGAUACCAGUUAUGCAGAUCAGAUCUGUGCCCAACUGGGAUUUAGAAGGUCCUAUGCAUUAAGUCCAGUGGAGAACACAGAUUCUGUAGCCCUUACUUUAAAACCUAGAACAGACAGUCUUAUUCAGGGUCUGGUCAAUGUUGGUUCGACCUGUCCGAAUGAGCAAGCAGUCUCCCUUCAGUGCAAUGACUGUGGCAAGCAGCAGACUACCUCCAGGAUCAUAGGGGGCAGUGCUUCUAAGUCUGGCCAGUGGCCCUGGCAGGUUAGCCUGCAUUUGAACGGAAGACAUGUUUGUGGUGGAUCACUCAUCUCUCCAGACUUUGUAGUGUCAGCUGCCCAUUGCUUCCAAGGGGCAAAGACGAAUACUGGAAGCUGGGGUGUGUAUGUUGGAGCUAUUUCCCAGAAUGAACUUCAGACCGCUUACCCUGUGAAGAAAAUUAUAGUGAAUGAGAAUUACAAUGAUCGCAGCAGUGACUAUGACAUUACCUUGCUGAAACUCAACAAACCUGUGGACUUCUCCAAUACUGUACAGCCUGUUUGUCUUCCUGGCUUUGACCAGAACUUUUCUGAAGCAUCAGAGUGCUGGACAUCCGGCUUUGGGGCAACAGAGGAAGGAGGAGGCCAUGCCUCUACAAGUCUCAUGGGAGUGACAGUGAAUAUCAUAGACUCACGUCUUUGUAACAGCAGUCGAGUAUACAAUGGGGCUAUCUCUAAAAAUAUGGUGUGUGCCGGCGAUAUGAACGGGGGCCGGGACUCCUGUCAGGGCGACAGUGGAGGUCCACUGGUGUGCAAGGGAGGUAAUGAACGCUGGUAUCUGGUAGGAAUUACGAGUUGGGGAGAUGGCUGUGGAAAACAACUUAGACCAGGAGUAUAUAGCAAAGUGACAAACCUACUGCCCUGGAUCUACAGCAAAAUGCAGCAAGAGAAGCCCUGAUGCCUCUCUUCUGUGCGGUGUGUCUAUCCCUGAGUCUUUGAACAAAGACAGUGGACACACAAAUGGACAAACUGAUAUACGUGGUGGAUGGGACAUGAAGAACAGGGCACUAUGACAUGGGACAGUGUUGCAAUACUGUAGCCACAAUCUGACACAAAAAUAUGGACUUAACUUGAUGAUGCUGUUCCCACAUUAUACUUUGAAAAUAUAAUAUAUGAUCACACAAACUGGAAAGGUAGAGCUUGGAAGAGAUCCCUGUUGUUCCCUUCUGUUGCGGUGCUUUCCAUUUGCUACCCUUUCUUAUCUUUGCAUUGUACAGUACUGUAAGUUUACAGCACACUGCUGAAUCUGAGCCUUUGCUGCCUCUUCAAAUUAACAGGAUCCUUGCACUGAUUUUUACUACAAAAAUGUAUUGGGAGUAUUGUUUAUGAAUUUGCUGCUCUCUUCAACAAAUCUGUAUUUUAUAACCAAAGGGGUGUUAAUUUUAUUUGAAAAUUGGUGUCUAUGAAUUAAGAUGAAAUGUUAUGUAUUGCUUUAUGUGAAGGAUCUGAACUACACUGAGUAGCCUAAAUACAUGCCUUCUUUUUCCGUGUCUUCUCAUAACAUCAUAUUGUUUCUUUAUGAAUCAUGUCAAAAUCAAAUACAAUUUAAUGUUUAUUCUCAGUUUAUUUUUGCACAGGAAAGUUGUCACAAUGGCUAAACCUUGUAAUUGUUUUACUGUAAUCUUUUUUAAUUGUAUAAGCUAUUUAAAGGAAUAAUAUUGAUUACCACAAAAAAUAA